AGCAUUGUAAUUACGGGGAAAGAUUGAAAGAAAUGCUACGUGAUAGGCUGGUGUGCGGUAUAUCGGAUGAUCGUAUGCAGCGGAGGUUACUGGCGGAGCCCGAGCUGACGUUCCAAAAAGCAUUGAAAAUCGCACAAGCUAUUGAAACGGCUAAUAAGGAUGUGCGUGACCUGCAGGGACAAACGACAAUGCUGGACAGCCCAAUGUCGAAGACCGUAUCGCAACUUGCAGUGCAUAAAGUGAGUUCAAGACACUAUGGGCGUAGCAAAACGGUAGGGGGAACGUGUUACAGAUGUGGUGUUGAACACAUGGCACGGGACUGUCGUUUCAUAUCGGUGUCGUGCCAUAGUUGCGGGAAAAAGGGGCAUGUAAAAAAAAAUGUGCAGGUCUGCUCCUCCGGGAGCACAGUUACAGCUUCAAGAGGGAGGGAAGCAGAAGCAGUAUCAAAAAGAUAAAAAGCUUUCGGCACAUCAUAUAAAUGAAGUCCCGGAGAAGCACUCUAGUGAUGAAGAAGUGUUUGCAAUGUAUAGGGUAAAGGUGGCAAAAAUGCCACGAGUGGACCCCAUUACCACACAACUAAAUAUAAAUGGCAGCAUGGUGGAUUUUGAGGUGGAUACCGGCUGCAGUGUGACAAUUUUGACAAAGACAGCAUAUACCAAGCUACGGGUAGCAGGGAGCGCUCAAGAGCUGCACGACUGCCCAUGGACUUUGAAAACAUACACAGGAGAACAACUAGCAACAGUGGGGGCUGCGGACGUCACAGUUACAUACCAAGACAAAGUCAAGCAGCUACCAGUAGUAGUGGUAGCAGGCACAGGGCCAAACCUGUUAGGCAGAGGGUGGCUCAAGCAGUUGGAGCUACACAAUGUUAUUGCCAUUAACAAGGUGCAGUCAGACCUGACGUUGCAGGAUGUUUUGAAACAACAUGAAGGGGUUUUCAAAGAGGAAUUGGGAACUUGGAAGGGCCCACCAGCUAAAAUAUAUGUAAAUGAAGGAGUUGCCCCAAAGUUUUAUAAACCGAGACCAGUUCCAUUUGCAAUGAGAAAGAAAGUGGAGGUGGAGUUGGAAAGACUCACGAAGCAGGGCAUAAUUGAACCUAUUAAGUUUUCUGAUUGGGCAACACCUAUUGUGCCCAUUCUGAAGCCGGACCAUUCCGUACGUAUCUGUGGGGAUUACAAACUCACUGUAAAUUUAGUCUCCAAGUUGGAGCAAUAUCCAAUUCCAAAGCUGGAAGACUUAUUUGAAAAAUUAGCAGGGGGACAAAAGUUUAGCAAACUGGACUUAAGUCACGCAUAUCAGCAAGUGACCUUGGAUGAAGCGUCCAAGCAGUAUGUCACGUUAAACACAUUGAAAGGGUUGUUCAAAGUAAAUCGUCUUCCUUUCGGUGUUUCUUCUAGUCCUGCCAUUUUUCAGCGUUUGAUGGAGAGUCUGGUGGCAGGGAUGACAAACGUGGCGGUUUACCUGGAUGACAUCCUGGUGACAGGACGGAGCGAUCAGGAGCACCUGGCAACUCUGAAGGAGGUCCUGACACGACUACAGGAAGGGGGUCUGCGGCUGAAGCGCAGCAAAUGUGCUUUUAUGGAGCCUGAAGUGGAGUUUUUAGGACAUAGAGUGGAUGCCUCAGGGCUUCAUCCACUGCCACACAAGGUGGAGGCAAUACAGAAGGCACCGGCACCCGCUAAUGUUACAGAGCUGAGGGCAUACCUGGGAUUACUGAACUAUUAUAACAGGUUCCUGCCAUGCCUAUCAUCAUUAUUAGCCCCCUUGCACAAACUGUUAAGAAAAGAUGCUUGGUGGACAUGGGAACGCGAGCAGGAAAUGGCUUUUGAGGAGUCUAAACAACUCUUGCAUUCCUCCAAAGUAUUGGUGCAUUACGACAGCCAGAAGGAUUUAAUCUUGUCCUGUGAUGCUUCACCAUACGGUGUUGGUGCGGUGUUGUCACAUCGCAUGCCGGACGGGCAAGAGAGACCUAUAAGUUUCAUGUCUCGUACUCUGACACCUGCUGAGAGCAACUACUCACAACUGGACAAAGAGGGUUUGGCUGUGAUGUUUGGGAUACAACGCUUCCAUAAAUAUUUGUAUGGAAGACGGUUUGUUAUUUGCACCGAUCACAAACCUCUCUUGUCUCUCUUCAGUGCGCUGAAGGCAGUGCCUCACAUGGCAUCUCCACGGAUUCAGCGAUGGGCGUUAACACUCCGAGCCUAUGAAUAUGAGAUCCGGUACAAGCCAGGCGAAGUAAGAAGUUGGACUGGUAAAGACCCUGUGUUGUCUCGGGUUAGACAGUUUGUCCAACAUGGUUGGCCACAACACGUGGACCCAGCGUUUCAGCCUUACACGGUAAGAAAUACUGAGUUAAGUGUGCAGGAUGGGUGUGUAUUGUGGGGAUCGCGUGUAAUUGUUCCUCAGCCGGGGCACAAGGCAUUGCUACAGCAAUUGCAUUACGGGCACACAGGCAUUUCUAGGAUGAAAGCCUUAGCGCAGAGCUACUUUUGGUGGCCAAAGUUAGACUCUGACAUUGAGGCGCUAGGGAAAGGAUGCCCUACAUGCCAAGAACAUCGGAAUGUACCAGCACCAGCUCCAGUGGCCGAGUAAACCUUGGCAAAGACUGCACAUGGACUAUGCGGGACCAUUUAUGGGACACAUGUUUUUGAUCCUGAUCGAUGCCUAUUCUAAAUGGAUGGAUGUUUAUCCAGUAAAGUCGGCCACGUCAGCUACCACUAUUGAUUUUUUGCAGCCAUGGGUUACCUGAGAUGUUGGUUUCAGACAAUGGCUCAUGUUUUGUCAGUGCGGAGUUCAAGGAGUUCACGCAAAAAAACAGUAUUAG
Molecule: messenger RNA, 2824 nt
Organism: Paramormyrops kingsleyae
Lineage: Eukaryota; Metazoa; Chordata; Actinopteri; Osteoglossiformes; Mormyridae
Source: RefSeq, a predicted model, not a curated record